CGAUCACCCGAGGAAGCCUGCAGCGGUGCUGGACUGCCUCUGAGAUCUGACCGGCCUCUCCUUGCCUCCUGUAUGGAUCACUGGCUCUCUCAUGAUGAUAGCUGUGCACACGAUGCAGAACCAGGCUGGCAGAGAUGCAUCUCUGAUAUCAAACGGCAACGGCCAAAAAUCAAUGUCUGUGGAGGAUGCUGUUGGAAAUGCAUUCCUGCAAAUAUUGGCUGGUGGGGAGAGUCAAGGUCACCGCGUGCCAGUGGCAUUUCUCCUGAUCAUCAUUUGAUAGAAGCCUUUGCGAGAGAUGUGAGGCGCCGGAAGGAGCAGCCUCCCGGGCACUACGACGAUUUCAUCGAUCUUGCUGCCUCGGCGGCCGUUCGGGUCCUCAUCUACGGCCCACAUACCCCUGAAGAACGCGAAGACCCCUUGCCUUUGAUGCUCUAUAGGAAGAUGCUCUACCUUGUGAAGCAUGCAUUGCCAGAGACCAAAUCCAGUUCAGAAAAGCGCCCGCAACCUGCCGGUGAGAAACAUGAUCGGGCGGAUGGCGACGACGAGCUGGAUACUGCAAAGCGGCAGCAACUCCUGGGCGGUGCCUACGAAUCGGGCUUCUCGGCCGGGCUCGAAGCGGGUGCCCGAGCAGAGGCUUCCAGGCGCCAGGUAGACCCAGCUGAUAUCGAGGGAGCUUAUGCCCAGGGAUUUGCCGCUGGUCAGCGUCGGCUCAUGAACAGUGAGAUCGCUUUUGCCUUCGCCAGAGGCCAGGAAGCAGAGAAGGAGCGGGUUCGAGCCUGUCUGGGGGAGAUAGGAGAACAAGAAAGCCAGUUAAGGCAAAUCUUGGAAAACAUUCUGGGAGAGACAGCCGAGUCUGAUCAGCCUUUGCGACACCGCUUGCCCGAGAGUGCGUCAACGACAAAAGCACCAGCACAGCAUUCUCGGCAUUACUCCAGCAGAGGCUCAGACUCCAGCCAUGUAAGCCCACCAGCCAGAUCAUCAGUAGCUACUGCUCCUUCCGAUGUUUGGAAUUCGUCCAUUCGUCGGGAACCGACGCCGGAUCCAGCCUCUGAGAGGAGGGCUACAUUGCCCGGACAACGUCGUGGGCGGCGGCGGUCGACCCUGAACGAAACUGAGGGUCGGAAUGCGGUUGCCACAUGUGUAUUCUGUGGUAUCCAACUCUCACAGAAUUCAAUCUUACGACACAAGAGGAGACACCACCCAGCAGAGCUGGCAGCUGUCGGUGUUCCGCUCCGCAGCUGUCCUUGCUGGUGGCCUGGGUGCGGCCAACUCCAGGACAAUCUCGUCCACGGCCAGCUGACAUCACACCUGCAGCGGAAACAUAACUUCUCGCCUCCCGGUGACUCAAAUGCUUUCACCGAGAAUAUCAAAUUUCUCAGGAGGAUGCCGAUGAACCUGCAAAUUAGUAUCGUCGCGGAGGCUGCACAACAGCUGAACGCGGUCAAGCUGCGGAUCCAGGACCUGGAGGCCCAGCUCCGCCGGGUGAAGCCGGCGUAUGUCAGCCGGCACAGGCUUCCCGAUGUUCACUGUCUCCACGAGUCCCGUCCGCCGGUCCUGUCAGCCAUACUACACACCCGCGCACGGCUGCCGUACAUAAUACAGGAGCUGCGCCAGCUGACCAGAGCGCGCGGUAUGAGGAGCCAGCUGCGUGACGAUGAGGGCACCUGGUGGGAGGUCGCCGACGACCUGGAGGCAGGGCUCAACCCAUCGGGCAAGCUGGCCCAGGCUGUUGCCGCCCUCCCACCUCCUGGCGGCGGGGCGACCAUACACCUUAACGCAAAUACCUUCUCCGAGGCGCCCAACAUGAAUGAUCCUUCUUGGAAACCGCAGUACGCCGUGCCGUUUCAGGCUGGCUGGGAAGUUAACGGUCUGGACGACAACAACCCCGUUUGGACGCGGGCAGGCCCUGGGGCACGCGGCGGUACAUCGGCGAUCGCUGACCGGCCAAUCAAGAACGAGCCGGAAGACGACGAAGAGGAUGGGAGCUACAGGGACCUCGUGGCUGAGAUCUCGCGCAGGGCGCUGAUUGGAAACACACAGUCGGAUUGGGAUGAUAACGGCAGUGACGAGGUGGGAGAUGAGUCGGCCGAUACUGAAGACGAUACUGCACGGGAUGAUGGGCUUGAUCGUUCCAAUGGCACGAAAUCGACGCCGGGAAAACGUAAGAUGUCAGCGACCAUGUCUCCGUCACCGAGGACGACUAAAAGUCACAGGGUCUUUUGACGGUGUGGGCUCCUAUGAAC
Molecule: messenger RNA, 2243 nt
Organism: Diaporthe batatas
Lineage: Eukaryota; Fungi; Ascomycota; Sordariomycetes; Diaporthales; Diaporthaceae
Exons: 5
Coding region: 73-2223 (716 amino acids)
Source: RefSeq, a predicted model, not a curated record